UGUUUACAGCUAUUUACUUAUUUUUGAAAUAAUUGUGAAUCGAUAGAAUGAUAAAUGUUUAAAUAAUAAUGUCCAAAUGAACAUAAUAACAACAAUAAUGUUAAACAUAAUGGCGAUAAUGGCAACACAGAAGUGCGCUAUUAGUAUACAUAGACACACACACACACAGUUAUUGUCACCUAAUAAGUGUCAAUAGUUAUAUCGAUAACAUGGCCUUAAAGAUAACAUGGUUGAUAAUAUAAAGACGAUACCAGUAAACAGGAGUGAAGCGCUAUUAAGUUAAUUCUGGAUGAUAUGAAAUUAUACAUUUCAAAAUUGACAAUUCAAUUAACAUUUGAUUUUGAAGAUAGACACGAGUAAGAUGAGAGGUGAAAACAAGAAUCAUCGUUUUGGCUUGGAUCAUUUCAAGGUUAUGUCCAGUUUAACCAACAACUUUCAUAUUCAAGUGGCUUAAGCGUCAGUUUAUCCUUCCCUCCUCGACCUCCUCCUCCUCCUCUUGCGUCUCCUCAAUCCGCCCUGAGCGUUGUUAACUCUCAACAAAGUGGAAACAAAAAGGAACCUAAAUCCGUCUUUUGUUAAACCAUCAGGAAAAGCUAAGCAAAAUAAAACAAGCGAACAAGUAAAGGGAAAAGACGCUAAAAAAGCUGAUGACGAUGGAAAACAAGAAGAUGGUCAAAAGACUCUCAAGGAGUUAAGUUGAUGGGACUCCUUACCUUUUCCGACCCUAAGGCCACUUCUUCCUCCCUUCCCUCCUUCUCUCUCUCUCUCUCUCCCUCUUUACAUUAUACAAGACAGCAGAUUAUACAAAAGAUUUUGAAACGUUUAUUUUAUAUUUGCAUAUCAAUUAUUUUCAAUGGCUUGAAAACUUGACUGAUUUGGGCGCACUUAGAAUCAUAAUAUUUACAAAGACCAUUGAGUUAGGACUCAAUUAUUGGCCCAUUUACUAUCUAGUUAUAUUACGACGACGAAAAUUCAUCCAUGACUGUCGAUUUUUAGUGGUUGGAGAGAGAGAGACAGAUCUGUGAUAUAUCCCUAGAGGAGACAAACAAAAGGAUUUUCUCGGAUUUCCCUGGGCGGGAAUAUCUUCAUCUUCUUGCAGUAUAAAGACGAUUUCGAGGAUGAAAAAGAAGAUAGCAAUGCUGAUGAUGGUAAACAUAAAUUUAAAUGAUGGAUUCAUUGGUAGCAAAUAUGAUUCGAUUGUCGAGAGCAUGAAAGAUUCAUGGAUUCCAAUGUGCUCCAUCGUGAUUUUACUCAUCGUAAUACUCAGGGUUCAUUCUGUAGCCUGAUAUCAAUGAUUAUGAUGAUACUCAAGAUAAGAUAUAUCAUUUACCAUGUAUAUCUGAUUAUAAUCAUGAUUGUGUACACAAAUAUACAGCAAACCUCCAUGUAAACCUUGAAUCAACAGGAAGAUCCAACCUUUGCACAGCCAAUUUAUUUACCUUUCCGGUUAUAUCGACUUACAGGCUCGCAAUAAUUUUCAUCGUCAAACCAAAAAUUUUGCUCCAAUCGAUGAAAAGAACAAAACUGUGAAGACAAAGGCAUUGCAAACUGACCAAUUAACCGGCCUUUAAAUAUUGAAACUAAAAUGCGGAUCUCAUGAAACAGCCAAACUAAUGACUUGAUGGCCACCAAAUGACUCUGAACAGAUUCAAUUGACCGAAAAGAUUGAGAAGUGAGAAAAAAAGGAAUCCCAAAAAGCAACAUUUCAUUACCAUCUCAAUAUUCAAAUUUCUCACCAUUUCCACAACUUGUCUAUCUUCAUCAUCUUCUUGCUCUUACUUUUACCUUGUUUUUUGAACUGGCAAAAAACUCCACCUCAACAAUCCCUCGAUUGGUUAUAUAAUGGUCUAAGGCGUGACCCAGUUUUAAACGCAACCGUAUUGAAGAACCGGCUUUACUCGAAACUCCCUCUUUCCGCUAAUAUCAAGAAUAAUAUCAUUAUCAACUUUAGCAACAACAAAAACCACCAGCACCAACAACAUCAACAACAGCAACAAUAAUAAUAAAAACGACGACAAUCAUCGAUAAUAAUCUGUUUCUUAAUCCAAAAUUGAUACAUCACCACCACCAACAACAGCAACAACAUCGUCUGUCAAACCCUUUUAACUCAACUUAAGCCGUGUUCAUCGUAUUUCUCUGUUUCAUGGGCUUGUAAAUAACAUCAUCAUCAUGAAGAUGGUUUCCUGUGAAGGUUGUGCUCAGCCCAUUAAAGACCGCUUCUUGGACAAAAUACUUGACCGUACUUGGCACACUUAUUGUGUUGCAUGUUUUGAUUGUAAAAAUAAGUUAACGGAAAAAUGUUACUCUCGUGAUGGCAAAUUAUUUUGUAAACAAGAUUUCUUCAAACGAUUUGGUAAAAAAUGCGCCCGAUGUUCACAAGCAAUAUUUCCUGAAGAUUAUGUUCGUUGGGCUCGAAACAAUGUUUAUCACAUUCGAUGUUUUACUUGUGUUGAUUGUCAUAAAGAAUUGUCAACAGGAGAUGAACUUUAUAUUCUUGAUAAUCGUUUACUUUGUAAAAGAGAUUAUCUAACAACAAGUCGGCAUAGUCAAGGUAUUAAAUUAGAAUCACCAUCAGAAGCUGAUCUAGAGGAGUCAAUGAUUUCACCCUCUGAAUCUGAGCAUUUACUUGGUGACUCUGACUGUGAAGAUAAACUGCUUGGAAGCACUUCCAUCCCUGGUUUAUCCUCUUUAACCGGAUUAACUCAUUACUCAUCUUCAUCCUCCACUCGACCACCCUCAUCCGGCAAUGGAUCAGGUCCACCUUUAGGCCUUUCAUGUAAAAGUUCACCCAUGUCUGCAUCAUCCAGUUCAGUCUCUGAAUCAGGUCUUACCGGACCUUUAAGUGACACCUUAACCGUUUCAUCUCCUUUAAACUGUAACGGAUCGGGAGGUGGUGGCGGUGGUCCACCCUCAAUCCUUGGUAUAACCUCAAUUACAUCGGGAGUUGCGUUAACUGGUAGUUCCACAAAUAACAAUAAUAAUUCAAAUAAUAGUAAUAGUAGUUGUAGUAAUAGUAAUAUUAAUAAUAAUUCUAGUAACAGAGAUAAUAUUUCUAAUAGUAAUAAUAGUAAUAGAGAUAGCAAUUCAUCAAAUAAUAGUUGUAAUAAUGCCAAUAAUAGUGAUGAAAAUACACCGGGAACAAAAAGAAGAGGGCCGAGAACAACAAUUAAAGCCAAACAAUUGGAAACACUUAAACAGGCAUUUGCCGAUACACCAAAACCCACAAGACACAUUCGUGAACAACUUGCUAAUCAAACUGGCCUAGCAAUGAGAGUUAUCCAGGUUUGGUUUCAAAAUCGCCGUUCCAAGGAGCGUCGAAUGAAGUCUGCAGGUAUUCACUCUCAUCGGCGCGGUUUCAUGAGGAAUCCUAGAGGCAGAGGUCCAAUGCGUUCAUUAGGACCAGGCCAGCCUUUUGAUAGUAUCGAUGAUUCGGCUGAUAUACCUCAACGUUUUAGUUAUUAUUCAGAAUCAAGCAAUCCUGGUGAUGCUUAUGGUUAUGGUGGUCCAGCAUCACACCAUAGUCCAGGGUUUUAUGAAUACAUUAACCAAGGGCCUGCUAAUGGUGAAACCAAUCCCGAUUUAAACCAAUUUCCCGGUAUGUUUAACCCAACAGGACCAGAUAAUUUUUCAGGAUCCCAACCACCUCCUGGUAUUCAUGAGACUGGCUCAGUUCUUAGACCGUCAGGUUUACCUUUUGGAUCACUGGGUCCAACUGGUGGUCCUGAUGGUCAUCCAAGUAGUCAUGGUUCAGCUUCUGGAAACCUUGAGUUUAUAUCCUAAAGCUAAUGAAAAGUGACUUGUAAUUUUUUGUCCUCCCUUUCAUUUCAUAUCCUCGACUCAUGAUUAAACUUUCAUCUCAUUUACAUUUAAAUCACAAAGAUGAUGAAGUUUUAAACAAUCAAGUCUAAUUGUUGUCACCCAUUUGACUGGACCAGUCGAUCACCUUUUAGUUGAUUUUGUUACCAUGGGAAUAUCAAAAGAACCAGAAGGAAAACACAAACCUGAAUCAAACAAAAUGAAAUUCACACAAAUUUAACCCGGAUAAUCUGGUUGUUUAUCGAUAUGAUGGAUAAUGAAUUUCUUUUAAAUACUUAUGACUAUGUUAAUCUUACCUGAUAACUUAACUUAAUAAAAAAUGAUGACGAUUGUAAUAAAACUCACUCAAACACAUAUUAAACAUAUUCAACUGUUUAAA
Messenger RNA from Tetranychus urticae (two-spotted spider mite), 4195 nucleotides. The record is from RefSeq and is a predicted model, not a curated record. Lineage: Eukaryota; Metazoa; Arthropoda; Arachnida; Trombidiformes; Tetranychidae.